This is a messenger RNA of Thlaspi arvense, 1870 nucleotides long. Lineage: Eukaryota; Viridiplantae; Streptophyta; Magnoliopsida; Brassicales; Brassicaceae. The record is from the annotation of a GenBank genome assembly.
AAAAAAAGACAAAAGUGAUUCCGAUGGUUGUAAUGUCACCAUUCAACAACCGGUCUUCUGUUUUUCUUCCACCUUCCUUCCCAUGUUUCUCUCUUUUACACAUCAAUCGUUCUUCCGAAUCCUCUCUCCUCGGAAAUUUCCCCUUCUCCGGUGCCGAAUCGCCGUGGGAAGGAGAUUUUUCCGGGAAAGCUUCCAUUUUGUUUCUCCUAGAUAGCUCACAAGACUCGGUUUCGUAAAUGGCGGCGACGACGGUUGUAUCCAUCACCGAGAAAGUGCUCGAACGGGUCUACGGAAGUUCCAAAUUUACCCUUUCCGUCGCAGGCGGCGACGGCGAAAGGCCUCACCGUCAUACCCAUCAUCACAUUCAGAGGCAUUCCUACGACGACAGCGACGAUGAUGUUUGUUACAGCGACGAGGAUGAAUCGGCGAUGGAGCUUGUCCAGAUCGGUGCGGAGAGGACGAAGAACGUCUUGAUCCUCAUGAGCGACACUGGAGGUGGUCACCGUGCCUCUGCCGAAGCCAUUCGCGACGCUUUCAAGAUCCAAUUCGGAGACAAAUACAAGAUAAUCGUGAAGGAUGUGUGGAAAGAAUACACAGGGUGGCCAUUGAAUGACAUGGAGAGAUCAUAUAAGUUCAUGGUGAAGCAUGUUCAGCUAUGGAAAGUUGCUUUCCACAGCACAUCUCCCAAAUGGAUCCACUCUUGCUAUCUUGCAGCCAUUGCUGCGUAUUACGCCAAGGAAGUAGAGGCGGGUUUAAUGGAGUACAAGCCUGAGAUCAUCAUUAGUGUUCAUCCUCUGAUGCAACACAUUCCAUUAUGGGUUCUUAAAUGGCAAGAGCUACAGAAAAGAGUCCUCUUUGUUACCGUCAUUACUGAUCUCAACACUUGUCAUCCUACUUGGUUUCAUCCGGGGGUGAACCGGUGCUAUUGCCCGUCUCAAGAAGUGGCGAAAAGGGCGUUGGUUGAUGGGCUUGAUGAGUCUCAGGUCCGUGUCUUUGGUUUACCUGUGAGGCCAUCUUUUGCACGAGCUGUUCUGGUGAAGGGUGAGCUAAGAAGGGAGCUUGAGAUGGAUCUAGAUCUUCGUGCGGUUCUACUGAUGGGAGGAGGGGAAGGCAUGGGUCCUGUGAAAGAAACCGCAAAGGCUCUUGAAGAAUCGCUGUAUGACAGAGAGAACAAGAAGCCCAUUGGGCAAAUGGUUGUUAUCUGUGGACGUAACAAGAAGUUGGCCUCUGCGUUAGAAGCCGUUGAAUGGAAGAUUCCUGUUAAGGUUCGAGGAUUCGAGACUCAGAUGGAGAAAUGGAUGGGAGCUUGUGACUGCAUCAUCACAAAAGCUGGACCAGGAACAAUAGCUGAAUCGCUGAUCCGAUCACUUCCUAUCAUCCUCAACGAUUACAUUCCCGGACAGGAGAAAGGGAAUGUGCCGUAUGUAGUGGAGAAUGGUGCAGGAGUGUUCACGAGAAGCCCCAAAGAGACAGCCAGAAUCGUUGGCGAAUGGUUCAGCACAAAGGCAGAUGAGCUGGAACAAACGUCAGUCAACGCACGUAAACUAGCUCAGCCUGAGGCAGUCUUCGACAUUGUCAAAGACCUCGAUGAGCUCUCGGAGCAACGAGGUCACCUUGCUAAAGUCUCAUACACUCUCACCUCUUCCUUUGCCAGUUUAGUUUGAGGUACCAGGUCUUAUAUUAACAAGUCUCCAUUAUUAGUUCCUUGUCUGUUCUAUUUUCUUUCAUUCUUUUUUUUUCAAAUAAUUUGUUUGUUGGUUAAGUCGUAUGUAUUAUUUUAUAACAAAAUUAAGGAAAAGGCUCAUGGUGUGAUAGCAUUAUUGGUAGCUUAUUACAAGAAGAUUAAGUUUCAAGUAGAUUUUCAUGUGCC